This is a messenger RNA of Volvox carteri f. nagariensis, 489 nucleotides long. RefSeq lists its product as uncharacterized. The transcript has 3 exons. The record is from RefSeq and is a predicted model, not a curated record. NCBI's taxonomy places the organism in Eukaryota, Viridiplantae, Chlorophyta, Chlorophyceae, Chlamydomonadales, Volvocaceae. The coding region runs from base 1 to 489 and encodes 162 amino acids.
AUGAGAUACGCGGUACCUUUUGAGAUUAAGUUUAGCCCGAGAGGCGUUGUGACUUUCGCGUUUCAGCCGGGCGAGAUAUUAUGUUUGGUUCAUGUCCAGGGCAAGGUCAACAUGCAAUCACACUACACUCCAAUCCAGGAGGUCCAUGCCAGCCUGUGCCACCUGCCCUCAAACGGCCACCAUACCAGCCAUCACCAGCGGAUGCAGCUGCCACAGCUGCAGUGGCGACACCAUCACCGCCAACUGGGGGCAGCAGAGGAGAUGCUCGAGAUAUGCAGCUUGGGAAGGAUGACCAUGCGCGGAUUCAACCGUGGCAGAUGGCUGCGCCUCGGAAUUGAGAUGCCCGUUGGGGACCUGCUCAAAGCAGACGGCGCAACAUGGCCACCUCUGCCAGCAGUCGGAAAGUUGCUGCUGCUGCUGGAGCUUCCAGGGCUGCUGGAUUCGGAACCAGGAGCAAAGCCUACCAGGGGGAUCUCGAUGGCAAACUGA